CCCCCGCACCCUGGCCCCCUCUGCCUCUGACCGGGCUGGGCUGCCGGGGGAGCGAGACCUGUGCUGGGACGGGCUGAGCCCACCGUGCUGUUUGGUGCCACCCUGGAGGGGGCUGCAUCGGCACGGGCGCGCGCUCUCUCCGGCCGGCCCGGGGCUCUGAGCCAAGAGGGGGACCGGGGCUCAGCCUCUCCGGCCAGCCCCGCACCACGCCGGCUGCUAUGAAGCCUAGGAACACGGUGGAGAUGCUGCUGAGGGCGCUAGGAAGGCAAGAAAGCACCCGGGUGCCAGGCUCCAGCAGGCCAGAAAAGGUGCCCGAGCCCCACAGCUUCAAGGAGAAGGCCUUUAAGAAGAAGAAGAGAGCGUGUGUGGUGUGUAAGGAAUCCAUCGAGGCGCUGGGCCUCGUCUGCCAAGCCUGCAAGAUCGCCAGCCACAAGAAAUGCGAAGCGAAGGUGGCGUCAUCCUGCCAUCCCCUUCCCCCGCCUGAAUUGAGGAGAAACACUGCUCCGGCCCGGCGCAUCGAGCACUUGGGCUCCACCAAAUCCCUCCACACCUCGAAGCAACGGAGUACGCUGCCCAGGAGCUUCAGCCUGGACCACGUGAUGGAGCGCAAGUACGACUUCGACCUGACCUACAUCACCGAGCGCAUCAUCUCCGUCUUCUUCCCCCCUGCCCUGGAGGAGCAGCGCUACCGCGGCAACCUGCGCGAGGUGGCGCAGAUGCUCAAGUCCAAGCACGAGGAUAAGUACACGCUUUUCAACCUGUCCGAGAAGCGCCAUGAUAUCAGCAGGCUGAACCCCAAGGUUCAGGAUUUCGGCUGGCCGGACAUGCACGCGCCCCCCCUGGACAAGAUCUGCUCCAUCUGCAAAGCCAUGGAGACCUGGCUGAACUCGGACCCGCAGCACGUCGUGGUGCUGCAUUGCAAGGGGAACAAGGGCAAGACGGGCGUCAUCGUGGCCGCCUAUAUGCACUAUAGCAAGAUCUCUGCCAGCGCGGACCAGGCCCUCGGCACCCUGACCAUGCGGAAGUUCUGCGAGGACAAAGUGGCCGCGUCCCUGCAGCCAUCCCAGAAAAGGUACAUCAAGUACUUCAGCGGGCUGCUGUCAGGCACCAUCAAGAUGAAUAGCAACACCCUGUUCCUGCACCACGUCCUCAUUCCCGCCAUCCCCAGCUUCGAGGCCAGCGGAGGUGAGUGCCACGGGGCACACGCAGACUCCGGCCCCGGGUGUGUGCCGACGCUCCCACGUGCAACAGGCUACCAGCCUUUCCUGAAGAUCUACCAGUCCAUGCAGCUCGUCUACACCUCGGGGAUCUACAGCGUCCCGGGCCCCGGCCCCCAGAAGCUGUGUGUCACCCUGGAGCCAGCCCUGCUGCUGAAAGGGGACGUGAUGGUGAAGUGCUACCACAAGCAGACCUGCAGCUCUGACCGGGACGUGGUUUUCCGCAUCCAAUUCCACACGUGCACCAUCCACGGCACCCAGCUCUGGUUCGGGAAGGAUGAGCUGGACGAGGCCUGGCAAGACGAGCGCUUCCCCUUCGAAGCCAGCGUGGAGUUCGUCUUCUCUUCCAGCCCUGAGAAGAUGAAAGGCCUGGAGACCUUACGGAACAGCCCAUCCAUCACAGUGGAUUAUAACAUCUCCGAUCCCAUGGUGCGCUGGGACUCCUACGAGAACUUCAACCUGCACCACGAGGACAGCCUGGAAGACAUGUCCCACACCCGCGGCCCCAUCGACGGCAGCCUCUACGCCAAGAUCAAGAAGAAGCGGAACCUGAGCGGCUUCUCCGGCGGCGGCGGCGGUGGGAGCCCGGCCAGCGCCGACUCCACCCAGCAGGGCAGCCGCUUCCUCUCCGUCAGCAGCGACUCGGGCCACUCCUCCAUGCUGGCCGAACCCUCCCCUCCCGCCAAGCCGCUGCCCACGCCGGCCGAGAGGGAGGAGCUGGACAGGCUGCUCGGGGGCUUCGGGGUCAAGGCCAGGCCGGAGACCCCCAAGCAGCAGAGCGGGGCAUCCCCGCACCGGGAGCUGGGGGGAUGCCCGCCCAGCAACGGGGCCAGGGACAGGGAGACGGCCAUCUUGGAAGACGAGCUGGUGGAAAUGAGCCCCUUCGGGCCUCUGGCGUACCCCAGCCGGCGCCCCGGCCUGGCCCGCCACUGCUCCUGCCGCCUGGGCUACCGCUCGCAGAGCUGCCCGGGCGCCCACAGCCCCGAGAGGCUGCCCAAUGGCGCCUACUACAGGCCAGAGGGCACCUUGGAGCGCCGGCGCCUGGUCUACAGCACCAACGGGGUCCACUUGCACCCCGCCGAGGGCUACCCCUGCCUGCCGCAGGAGGCCGGGCCGGGGGAGAAACGGCGGGUGUAUCGCUCCCUCUCCGAGGGCCUGCAGCCCCUCGCCCACCCCUACGCCUACGAGCUGCCCCACAGCCCCGGUAAGCGGGAGGACCUGGCCUACAAGCCGCCCAGCUACCGGGAGGUGCUGAUCCUGGAGGAGGAGCCCGCGUGCGGCUUGGAGCUGUGCCCGUGCCAGGACUGCCAGGAGAAGGUUCACGAGGAAGCCGGCCUGCCCCCCACCACCGCCUUCUACGGCCUGCACCUGGGCAGCCGCGAGCCCGAGGAGUGGGCCCACGAGCGUGCCAAGUCCCCCCUGUCCCGGCCAGGGCACCCCGGCCAGUCCCUGCCCCUGCUGAUGCCGGCCGCCUACAGCCAGCGCACCCGGGGGCAUCACGAGGUCUUUGAGUUCGAGCCCGCCCAUGCCAAGAUGCCGGCGCACUUUGGCCACAGCUACCCGGCACAGCCCAUGCCCGGCGCCCAUCAGAAGGGCCACAAGGGCAUGGAGCAGAGCCUGGAGCCCUUCCACUACCGCUAUGGCCCACCCUACCCCGCCCUGCUGCCCCACGGCGCCUACGCCUGUGGCCCCCCCACCCAUUGCCCCCAGCCACCCUUCUACGGCCGGUCCCCAGCCAGGCCCUGCGCCUCCCCCCCGGACACGCCGGGCUACCACUCGCCCCCAUCCAGCUCGGCGUCCCCCGUCAGCUCAGCCUACCCGGCCUCCAGGAAGCAAAGCUACGAGCCCCAGUCCCCGGAGACGGGCCAGGGGUAUCCACGCCCGGGGCACCAGGACCGGAUGCCCACCGAGAUGCAGGGCCCUGGGGACGAGGCGCCCUGGCGAGACACCCCUGGUUCCCUGCGCCAGCCCUCCUGGGAGGCUCACGCCGCCUGCCCCGCACCCCCCGAGCUGUCAGGCCCGCCAACUCCUCUGCACACCAGCAGCCCGGUGCAGAGCAAAGACAGCCCGGCGAUGCCCAAAGGCAGCACCCCGGCUGCCAGCCUGCAGGAGAGCUCGGCAUGCUCCAGCCCCGAGGACACAGCCCCACCCAGCGACAAGAGAACCCCAGAGAUGAGCUUAAUCCUGCCAGGGGCCACGCCCAGCCCCACACAGCUCCCUUCUCCAACACAGGCCUGUGCCCACGGAGCCACCUCCAGGGCCCAGUCCAAUGGGCCGGCCCCAAGGCAGCCCUGUCUCCGAGCCCACAGCCCCGCCAGCCCGCCCCAGGGCACCGGCCUAUCCAGGGUGAACCCGGGAGACAGCCCGCGUCACCUGAAUGGCCCCAGCUACCCAGCUGUCUCCCCUGAUUCAUCCCCCAGCAAUGGGACCCCAGCGCACCCGCUGCCCCCUGGCAUGGACGGGCUGGACCAACGCAGCCCCCCGACCGCGCCCAUCCACAGCCCGGCCUGUGCCAGCUGCAGAGCGACAGCCACGCUCAGGAACCCAGCCCCCUACAACGGGCACCUGCAGAGUGACAGAGCCGAGCUGGCCCCGGGCACCCUGGCCCGCUGCCCCAACGGCAGCCCCCUCCCGAGCCCCAUCAGCGUGCAGGUCCCAGCCCCCUACUGCCCCUCCGACCUGCAAUGCUCCCCGACCCCUGCCUUCCCCAUCACCACAGCCUACUACUCGGGCGGGGAGAGGAGCCCGCUGCCCCCGGGCUCCCCCAGCCAGGGCCACGCCUGCGAUUCACUGCAGCAGCCGCCGUUGCCCGAGAAGCGCCACACGCCAGCGGCUGGCAGCUGGGAGAGGAGCUCGCCCCCAGGACGGGGCACCGGGACGGGCCACCACGUCACCUUCGCGCCCGACACCGCCAGGCCAGACCCAGACACACAGCCGGAGAGCCACAGCAACGUCAAAUUUGUCCAGGAUACGUCCAAGUUUUGGUAUAAACCCAACCUGUCCCGGGACCAAGCCAUCGCCCUGCUGAAGGACAAGGAGCCCGGCUGCUUCCUCAUCCGCGACAGCAACUCCUUCCAAGGUGCCUACGGGCUGGCUCUGAAAGUGGCGACACCCCCGGCCAACUGCCUCACCCUCCCUUCCAAAGGUGACCCCAUGGAGCAGCUGGUGCGUCACUUCCUGGUUGAGACAGGCCCCAAGGGGGUGAAGAUCAAGGGCUGCCAGAAUGAACCCUAUUUCGGAAGCCUGCCCGCCCUGGUCUCGCAGCACUCCAUCACCCCCAUCUCUCUGCCCUGCAAGCUCCGGAUCCCCAGCAGAGAUCCCAUGGAGGAGACCCCGGACGUGGCCAUUCCCACCAACGUGAGCACGGCGGCUGAUUUGUUGAAGCAGGGAGCGGCCUGCAGCGUGCUCUACCUCAGCUCGGUGGAGACGGAGUCGCUGACGGGCCCCCAGGCCGUGGCCAAGGCGGCCGCCAGCACCCUGGGUUGCAGCCCCCGCCCGCCCGCCUGCCUCGUGCACUUCAAGGUCUCGGCCCAGGGCAUCACCCUGACGGACAAUCAGAGGAAGCUGUUUUUCCGGCGCCAUUACCCUGUGACCAGCAUCACCUUCUGCAGCACGGACCCACAGGACAGGAGGUGGACGAAUCCGGACGGCACCACCUCCAAGCUCUUCGGCUUUGUGGCUAAGAAGCAGGGCAGCCCCUGCGAGAACGUCUGCCACCUCUUCGCCGAGCUCGACCCCGAGCAGCCGGCCUUGGCCAUCGUCAACUUCAUCACCAAGGUCAUGCUGGGGACGCACCGGAAAUGAGCGAGGCCGGGGGGGAGAGACGUGGGCGCUGGCCUUCGCCCACGGCCCGCAGAGAGACGCCAGCCCUGCCCCUUCCCCCCCCCCCGGCCAGCGCCCAGCCACGCAGGGGGGGGGCAGCGGCUCCCAGCGGGGGCAGGGGCUGGCCUGCGGGUGCGGCCCACCCAUCUGCUGACCCUCACACAGGCCUGAUCCCUCUCUCCCGUCAGUCGGGAUGGGGAGGGGGGGGUUUCUCAUCUAGCCCUUCCCCCCCCCCAGCUCGAAACUUUAACCCUCUCAGAGCCACCAAAAACCAAAGGCACCUUCCUAACCGGGGGGGCCCGGUUCGGUCUCACACCCUGUGGUGGCACAGCAGGGGUUAAUGCUCAGGGCUUGGAAGGGGGUGGCCUUGGGGCUGGUGAUCUCGGGGGGUGCAGGGUCACUGGAGACAGUGGGGGGCAUGGAAGAGGUGGGCAGCCAGGGGCUGGGCCGUUGCCAAGGGGACGAGGGAUCCUGGAGGGGGAAGUGUCUGAGAAGCUGUAAGUGCUGAAGGAGCAGGGGGCAGGAGCGUGCGGCGUUUAGCAAGGCCAGGGCCCACCCCAGGGUGCCCGGCCCUGCCUGGGGUUGCCGGGCGCCGAGGGAGUGGGAGGGACAAGUUCAUGCUCCUGGCCUGAUCGGUGCGGGCACUUGGCUUUCACAGGAUUCAAGAGCAGAGCCAGUGUGGUCUAGGGGGUUAAAGGAGGGGUGGGGCUGGCGCUCAGGACUCCUGGGUUCUAGUCCCUGCUCAUGGCCAGGUGUGGGAUCUAGCAUGCUAGAGCAGAGGGGGCUGGGUGCUAGGACUCCUGGGUUCUAUUCCCAGCUCAUGGAGGGGCGUGGGAUCUAGAGCGGGGGUGGGGCUGGGUGCUAGGACUCCUGGGUUCUAUCCCCAGCUCUCCCGCUGCUGGGCGGGGUCCUUAGCAAGUGCAACGUCAGCCCCAAUGCGAGGGGGCGGUUGUUUCGCGGCGGGCCAGCUGCCUACGGGGGCGGGCUGCUCCCACAGCCGAGACCCUGCCCGCGCAGGCAGGGCCAACUCCGGUCCUGCUGCCCGAGAGCGCCAGCGCCUUGGGGGGCCCAGCCAACGCCCCACAGCCACUGCUUCGCCAUCUGCCUCCAGUGCGGAGGAAGGGCUGCAGCCGGCCGCUGCCGAAGGCCUCGCUCCGUGGGGGCGGGAUUUAAUUAAGAGAAGAGAUCUAUUUUUGUCUAAUAAAGAAUUUAUAUGACCUCCA
Messenger RNA from Chelonia mydas (Green sea turtle), 6262 nucleotides. It is a transcript of the gene TNS2, whose product is annotated as tensin 2. The transcript has 29 exons. The record is from RefSeq and is a predicted model, not a curated record. Gene Ontology annotation, biological process: peptidyl-tyrosine dephosphorylation. The coding region runs from base 219 to 5021 and encodes 1600 amino acids. Gene Ontology annotation, molecular function: protein binding; protein tyrosine phosphatase activity. NCBI's taxonomy places the organism in Eukaryota, Metazoa, Chordata, Testudines, Cheloniidae.